CACGUGACAGAACUAGUGGGUAAAAAUCCGAGCGGGAUGAUGGUAAGAGGUACGUCUUAAAUCCCAGAAUAGUGAAUUUCCGUUUAACAAGGGGUGUGCAAAAAAAAAAAAGAAAAUUAAAAAUAAUAAUUUUCAUGAUCAUUGUCAUCUGGUAGUAUACAUACAAAAAAAGAUGUGGCUGUUACGCAACCCGCAAAACUGGCUACCAAGCAUUGCGAAGCGGAGCCUCUCCCCACCCCUCCUUCAGCUGUACUGUGUAUAAAUACCACGGUUCGGGGGCGCACGGGGAGCGCAGUUCAUUCCACGGAGUUUUCACCGCGGUUUUCCGGUUCGAAAUGGCACCAGCCAAGAAGGGAAUCCUGGAGCGGCUCGAGGCGGGUGACGUCGUGAUCGGGGACGGAGGCUUCGUGUUCGCCCUCGAGAAGCGGGGCUACGUGAAGGCGGGACCGUGGACCCCCGAGGCGGCCGCCGAGCACCCGGAGGCCGUGCGACAGCUGCACAGGGAGUUCCUGAGAGCCGGAUCCAAUGUCAUGCAGACGUUCACCUUCUACGCCAGCGAUGACAAACUGGAGAACAGAGGCAACGUGCUGCAGUUCACUGGGCAGCAGAUCAACGAGGCUGCGUGUGACCUUGCCAGGGAGGUGGCCGGCGAGGGAGAUGCACUGGUUGCAGGUGGUGUUUCCCAGACACCCUCCUACCUGAGCUGCAAGAGCGAGGAUGAAGUGAAGGCUGUUUUUAAGAAACAGAUGGAUGUCUUUGUCAAGAAGAAUGUAGACUUUUUGAUUGCAGAGUACUUUGAGCAUGUGGAGGAAGCGGAGUGGGCCGUCCACGUUCUGAAGAUGAGCGGAAAGCCGGUUGCGACCAGCCUGUGCAUUGGACCCGACGGAGAUCUGAAUGGUGUCAGCCCGGGCGACUGUGCUGUCAGACUGGUGAAGGCUGGUGCUCAGAUCGUGGGUGUGAACUGUCACUUUGACCCCAUGACCUGCGUGAAGACUGUGAAGCUGAUGAAGGAGGGAGUAGAGCGAGCUGGACUCAAGGCCCACUACAUGGUGCAGCCCUUGGCAUACCACACCCCCGACUGCAACCGCCAGGGCUUCAUUGACCUGCCAGAGUUCCCCUUCGCUCUUGAGCCCAGAGUCGUGACCAGGUGGGAUGUACAGAAGUACGCCAGGGAAGCAUACAAUGCAGGCAUCCGCUACAUCGGGGGCUGCUGCGGGUUCGAGCCGUACCACAUCCGUGCUGUGGCAGAGGAGCUGGCGCCUGAGAGAGGCUUCCUGCCUGCUGCUUCUGAGAAGCAUGGCAUGUGGGGCAGUGGCCUUGACAUGCACACCAAGCCCUGGGUUCGGGCCAGGGCUCGUCGGGAUUACUGGGAGAAGCUGAAGCCUGCAUCUGGUCGCCCCCUCUGUCCCUCCAUCUCCACCCCAGACAGCUGGGGGGUGACCAAAGGCCAUGCAGACCUCAUGCAGCAGAAGGAGGCCACCAGCGAGGAGCAGCUGAAGCAGCUGUUCAAGAAGGCUGAAGCCAACGACUGAUGUGCCCUCCUUUUGGGGAGCGGAGGGGACGCGAGUCUCGCACUCAUUCCUACAAAAAAUCCACAAUCCACACGUGCACGAAAGCCGUACUGUUCUCAAACUUCAGGACCAGUUUUAUGUAAUCUCAUUUCAAUAAAAUAAUCCUCAUUACCUGUU
Messenger RNA from Scleropages formosus (Asian bonytongue), 1688 nucleotides. It is a transcript of the gene bhmt, whose product is annotated as betaine-homocysteine methyltransferase. The transcript has 8 exons. Gene Ontology annotation, molecular function: zinc ion binding; betaine-homocysteine S-methyltransferase activity. Bases 336 to 1532 code for a protein of 398 amino acids. NCBI's taxonomy places the organism in Eukaryota, Metazoa, Chordata, Actinopteri, Osteoglossiformes, Osteoglossidae. Gene Ontology annotation, cellular component: cytosol. Gene Ontology annotation, biological process: L-methionine salvage. The record is from RefSeq and is a predicted model, not a curated record.